ACAAGUCAAUAAGCAAUGCACAACUAAACAAAUGCAAGUGUAAACAUGCAUUUCAGAACAGCUACAUAAAAAACGUCAGCUCUUGUUUUCAAACCCUGAAGGUCAACAAGUCUAGAACAAACAUAAUCCUGUCAAUCAGUUAUGAACGCUGCAUGCACAAACCCACAAGUGUACACACACGCACGCGUGCAUAUGUAGCAGGCUUUGGCAUGUUAUACGAGGCUGCACACCUUCUUCUAACACAUUCCAGAGAAAAACUGCAGAGGUGAUAACAGGACAACCCACCACACUUUCUUUUAUCAAACGCUAAGAAGUAAAAGAGAUGGCUGAGGAAAACUUCAAUCCUCUAUCAGAAGAAGCCGGAUUCUUCUGUUUGGCAACAGAGGCUCGCUCAGGGACACAAGUCGCCCAGCCCUUCCCACGCUCUCCAAAACUGAUCAGAAAACCAUCAGGGAACUCUCCAAAACCUUCCGAGCUGCCGGUCUGGUUGGAGGAGUUGAAGAAGGAGAAAAAAAAAACUGAAGCUCAUCUGGAAUCUAUUAAAAAGCGUCAAACAAACUUAAUUAAAAGUUCAGAAACAAUGAAGCAGCGGAUACAGGAGUGCUUUGAGGGGCUACACAUGGCUUUGCAGGAGGAUGAACAGGCCGUUUUGGACAUGAUAGAGCAAGACCACAGAGAGACGAGCAGUAAACUGAACCGAAUACUUCAAGACUGGAAUCAACACCUCACUCUCCUGCAGAAACACAUCACCGUUAUGCAAUCUGCCCAAGAUGGCCCAGUCGAGUCCCUGAAGCAGCUGUUUCCUGAGGAUUUUAAGAUGACAUGCUGUCGUAAGAAACUGGACCCGGCUGAAGAAGAGAUAAAAAUGAAUGAGGAGAGGGUUCAGAAGCUCAUGAAGGCUCUUAGAAACAUCUCCAAAGAUCUAAAAGCUCAGUUACAACAAAAGACCCUGCUGCUGGAUUCCUCUAAUGUGGCAAUCGACAAACAGACCUGUCACAAACAGAUCAUGGUGUCCUCAGAUGGGCGGGGCAUGUGCCUAUCCACAGAGGACCGCUCCGUUCCCCAAGACCCUUUGAGGUUUGAUCAGCUGUACUGUGCCUUGAGCUGUUUUGCAAUCAAAACUGGUAAGCACUAUUGGGAGGUGGAUGUGCACUGCUGUCCAGCAUGGGCUGUGGGCGUCGCUUACGGCAGCAUACAAAGGAGAGGGCGGGACAAAGGUGCCAAACUUGGACGGAACAGGUGCUCGUGGAGUCUUGAGUUUCAGGAUGGGCACCUCACGGCCUGGCACAACGAUCGACACGUGGCCCUUCCAGUCACGGCAGCCCGGGCAGCACCGAACAGGGUGGGAGUGUUUGUUAACUAUAAGAAGGGCCGUGUUGUGUUUUAUGAUGCUGAGACUAUGAGAAUCCUGCAGGAGUUUUCAGCAGUGCAAACCGCUGUGUUUGACAGAGCCUAUCAUCAGUUUACUGAACCUCUCUACCCAGCAUUCCGCUUCUUCUCACCCAGAGACAGACACACAGGCCAUAACCAUUUGGAGAUUUGUGACCUCAGUCUUUAAAUAAAUAUUCCUUGCUUAUACUGAGAUGUUACAAACAGGAUCUACUUUCUCAAGUAAUGAUGUCUUAAAGGGAAAGUCCACCAUUUUUAAUCAUAAUAGCAUCUUAAUGUGAUUUAAGUCUGUCUUUGUGUUAUGGCUUUAAGUUUUUUUGCAUACAGUUUUAAGCCUUUUAUUAAGUUUACCUGUAAUCAAUAUCCAGCAAUAAACUCUGCAUGGUAUGUCUCUUGUCAUCCAUA
Messenger RNA from Triplophysa rosa, 1794 nucleotides. Its product is annotated as E3 ubiquitin-protein ligase TRIM7. Lineage: Eukaryota; Metazoa; Chordata; Actinopteri; Cypriniformes; Nemacheilidae. The transcript is spliced from 7 exons. The record is from RefSeq and is a predicted model, not a curated record. The coding region runs from base 323 to 1558 and encodes 411 amino acids. Gene Ontology annotation, molecular function: protein binding.